Molecule: messenger RNA, 1281 nt
Organism: Drosophila bipectinata
Lineage: Eukaryota; Metazoa; Arthropoda; Insecta; Diptera; Drosophilidae
Product: lipase 3
Biological process (GO): lipid metabolic process
Molecular function (GO): hydrolase activity, acting on ester bonds
Source: RefSeq, a predicted model, not a curated record
UCUUCUAGGAAAAGGUUGAACCAAAAAUGCUUCGUUCUGCCCUGUGUUUUUUGGCAGUUGUUGCAGCAGCUGGAGCUGUGGUGGACUCCGAUCCUUUUAUAGAUAUUCCCUUUAAACGUAUCAAGACUUCGGCGGAGCGCAUUCAAGAGCAUGGCUACCCUGCGGAAUCUCAUUUUGUGGAGACCCCUGAUGGCUACGUACUGAACCUGUUCCGCAUCCCGCACUCCCCCAAGCUAAACAAUGGCGACCAGCAGCGUCCUGCGGUGCUCAUCAUGCACGGACUGUUCAGCUGCUCGGAUUGCUUCCUGCUCAAUGGGCCGGAGGACGCCCUGGCGUACAACUACGCGGAUGCCGGGUACGACGUCUGGCUGGGCAAUGCCCGCGGCAACAUCUACUCGAGGAACAACACCCGACUGGCCGUGAAGAAUCCCUACUUCUGGAAAUUCAGCUGGCACGAGAUUGGAGCCAUCGACCUGCCGGCCAUGAUAGACUAUAUUUUGGAGCUCACGGGCGAGUCGGCCGUGCACUAUGCCGGCCACUCCCAAGGCUGCACCUCCUUCUUCGUGAUGGGAGCCUUCAAGCCGGAGUACAAUGCCAAGAUCAAGACGGCCCACAUGCUGGCUCCACCUGUUUUUAUGGGCAACACCACGGAAGGCCUGAUAGUGUCCACGGCUCCCUACUUUGGUACUCCCGGACUCGCAAGCAUUCUCCUGGAAAACCAGGUCCUGCUGCCCCAGAACCAAUUCAUUCAGAGGAUCUUGGACACCACUUGCAGCAAUUCGCCGCUUUUGCUGAGUUAUUGCAAGACCUUGGCCAUCCUCUGGAAUGGACCAGGAAUAGGAAACCUGAAUCAGACUCUCCUCCCACAAAUUGCUGAGACACAUCCGGCUGGCGUUUCCUCCAACCAGGGCAUACACUACAUCCAGUCACACGUCUCCAACGACUUCCGGCAAUACGACUGGGGAACUCGAAAGAACUUGGAGUACUACGGAGUGCCAGAGCCUCCGGCCUACGACCUGACUCAGAUCACUUCCGAACUCUAUCUGUACUAUGGAUUGGUGGAUGGUUCUGCCAACAAGGACGAUAUUUCCAGGCUACCUGAUCUGUUGCCCAACCUGGCCUUGUUAUACGAAGUUCCCGACCCAACCUGGGGACACUUGGACUUUAUUUUUGCGACUGAAGUAAAAGCGGUUAUUAAUGAUUUGGUGAUUGGAAACAGUCAGGCAUUUGAGGAUAAAAAAAAUGGAAAAUAAAACACUAAAGUAUAUAUCGCAGGAAAAA